This is a messenger RNA of Chrysoperla carnea, 672 nucleotides long. Its product is annotated as mucin-3B-like. The record is from RefSeq and is a predicted model, not a curated record. The coding region runs from base 1 to 672 and encodes 223 amino acids. NCBI's taxonomy places the organism in Eukaryota, Metazoa, Arthropoda, Insecta, Neuroptera, Chrysopidae. The transcript has a single exon.
AUGGGACACAGUACUCUCCAAACACAAACAUUAACCACUGCUCAACAAACAACAACAAACACAACAUACUCUCCGACCAAUGCAAACACACUCAUGCCAAACACGGAAACUUCACACCAGCACCCACACAACACACAGUUACACACACAAAACAUAACGCAAGAAAUAUACCCGACACAACACAGCACAUCUACAACAACACCCACACACGCAACAUCAGCACAUUCUCCAAACCAAACACAAAACAAUACACAAGAAACAAACUCAUCACAACACAACAUCAUUACUUACACUACAACAGCACUCAUACACGCACCACCCCCACUUUAUCGAAACGAAACACAUAACACACCACCCAUUGCUCGGUUAACAAGCCUCACACAAGAUCAAAUAUCAAGACCAUCAGAUGUCUCAAACAAAACACAAAACACUUCACAAGAAACACAACAUAGUAUAACUUUAUUAACCACAACACCCAUACACGUACCACCACCAAUAAAUCAAAACCUCACACAAAACACUUCACCCAUUGUAAGACUCAUAAGACUCACACAUGGCCAAAUUGCACACUAUUCAAAACCGACGGAGAACGUCCCAAUCGCUCAUCGAACGCGAAAGCGAGCACAACACAAUACAACACCACACACAUCACCCAAAAGGCGAGGUCGCUGA